AAUCCAAAUAAAUAAUUUAAAUUAGUAAGUACUCCAUAAUUGGUGCAAUAGGAAGGAUUAAAUAAAUGGUCCUGACCUAACCGGAUGAGCCCAUCUACCCUGCUCCCAAUUAUCCCCAUUCCCCAUCCUCUGCCGUCUGCACCUCUUCUCAUCUUUUAAGAAUCGGGUGUCUCUUUUCUCCAUAGCGUCGAUCUAAAAGCUCUAUUCUGUGAUAUCGGAUGGGAUGUAGAGAUGGUGGUCGUCUCCGAUGUUCAUGCUGUUUCUCUGAGGUUGGGAUAUGUUGUAGAAGACCUAAACUUUGGUACUCUAUAUAUGGUGAAGAAAUUAGCUUACUUUCUGGUCCUUAAUUAAUGGCAAUUGAUGCACACCCCACUGCAAAAGAAAAAAGGAGAGAUUUUUUAAAUCUUUGUAUUAAAUGUUGAUGUGACAUUGGUUUGGCGUGUGGCUCCAUAAGGGUGUCUUUCGAGACUACUUCACUAAUAGGUCUCAUAAGCCACAUUUUACAUAUAGCCCAUUAGGGCUGCUCAAAAAAGUGAAUUACCAUUUUUAAUUCCAGCUGUUUCACCCGUCACUUCAACUAUGCACAGUUAUUGAUGAGAUUUGACACAAAUGUAAGAGAAGAUUUGCACAAUCUUUCAAUAAAUGUUGUUUUCAAAUAAAUGAGUCUACUUUUGUGAAAAUAUACUCAAUAAAGCAGCAUCACACUUACCCAAAUGUCCGCAGCCCCAUAAACUCUCAGCUGCAUGCCCAAAGAAGAGCAGAAAAGUUGGCCCAUGAACAUCAACCCAGUCCGGCCCAAGUGAUAAAGGAGAAAAUGGCGGGAACACUGUUCAUAAGCUCCUCUUACCAAUGUAUAUAGAAGGAUUAGAAACAUUUUGUUCUAUCAAGAUAUGUACUAACUCCACCAAAGCAUUUCCCUCCAAAACCCAAAUCCAUAAAUACUAAAAAAAGGUUUCCCUUUAUUCGAAAUUGUAGAAAAUAAUAAUGGUUUCCAUUUAUUCAUAAGUGAGAGUUUUAGGUGGACUUGAAGAGUCAGGUAUUUUUAUGACAAAGGGCGGUUGGUCGAUGAAAGGAAUGGGCAGAGCAGGGGGGUCAAGUGAGCGGGAAUAAGGAGUAGGACGUGAAGGUUAUAGGGAAGAGGCAGAAGGUGAACGUGGGGAGCGAUGUCCAGGCAAAUCAUUGUGCAACUUCUACAACUGUUGAACAUCAGGAAAGGACAAAGGAGGAGUGGAGUCAUGCGCAGCAGGGUGAUUGGUGGUGGAGCGAUUAAGUCUGAAGUAAGGUGGAAGCUAAGAAGGUGGCGUAUUUGAGGUACAUGGGCUGCAAUGUAGAGGAGGAAAGUGCGGCAUUACGAGUGGAGUACAAGAAAGCACGCAAAGAAGCUAAGUUAGAGAUAACGAGGGCAAAGAAUGCCGCUUUUGAACACCUCUACAAGGAUAUUGAGGAGAAAGACAGUGUUAAUCCACUGUUCCAGCUUGAUAAGGUGCGUGAGAGGAAGGCCCGAGAUCUGGAUCGCAAGAGAUGCGUGAAGGGCAGCGAUGGUAGAGUGUUAGUUGAGACUGCCAAGGUGGCUAAGCGCUGGGGGGAGUACUUUAGUGAACUCCUAAAUGCAGGAGGAGACCAGACGCUAGUUCUGGAUGAGUUGGGACAGCCCGGGGCGUCUCGUGUGUAUUGCCGGUGCAUUUGCCUAGAAGAGGUGGUUCGGGCUCUGCGCGGGAUGCGUAGUGGGAGAGCUUUGGGACCAGAUGAGAUUUCGGUGGAGUUUUGGAAGCAUGCGGGUCGUGGCAAAGGUGACAUUCAGAGCUGUGAGAAUUACAGAGGCAUCAAACUGCUUAGCCACACCAUGAAGGUUUGGGAGCGAAUCAUUGAUUAUAGGGUGCGGAAAGGGGUUUGCAUCUCUGAGAACCAGUUUGGUUUCAUGCCUGGCAGAUCGACUACAGAGGCCAUUCAUCUCGUGAGGAGGUUAAUGGAAGAGUAUAGGGCUAGGAAGAAGGACCUUUAUAUGGUGUUUAUUGACCUUGAGAAGGCGUAUGAUAGGGUGUCAAGGGAGGUCUUAUGGAGGUGCCUUGAGGCGAGAGAAGUUCCCAUCGUGUACACCCGCGCGAUCAAGGAUAUGUACGAUGGGGCUAUGACCAAGGCUGAUGGGGAGUUAGAUGCGGAUGUUAGACAUCGUGUUGGAGUGGCUUGGGCCAAAUGGCUGUUAGCUUCAGGGGUGUUGUGUGAUCCGAAGAUUUCGCCUAGAAUGAAAGGUAAUUUUUAUCGAUCCGUAGUCAGACCUGCUAUGUUAUAUGGGGCAGAGUGUUGGGCGGUUAAGAAGACUCAUGUGCGUCAUCUGCAUGCGGCGGAGAUGCGGAUGUUACGAUGGAUAUGUGGGAAGACAAGGUUGGAUAGGAUUUCGAACGAAGUUAUCCGACGUCAGGUAGGCAUGGCACCGGUGGAAGAUAAGUUGUGGGAAGCGAGGUUGAGAUGGUUUGGCCAUGUGAGACGGCGGGAUGCUGACGCCCCUGUACGGAGAUGCGAGAGGAUUACGGUGGAGCCGGGGGUCUCUUGGAAACAGCCUCCCUACUUCCGAGUAGGGGCAAGGUCUGCCUACACACACCCUCCCCAGACCCUACUGUUGUGGGAUUCACCUGGGUUGUUGUUGUUGACUAUGUUGAAUUGAUAUUUAUGAUGAAAUAAAGUUUUUAAAUAUUUGAAAUAUUUUAAACUUUUACGUUACCAAGUAAAUACUUUAUUCUAAA
This is a messenger RNA of Cuscuta campestris, 2741 nucleotides long. The record is from the annotation of a GenBank genome assembly. Lineage: Eukaryota; Viridiplantae; Streptophyta; Magnoliopsida; Solanales; Convolvulaceae.